Toxorhynchites rutilus septentrionalis is the source of this 5595-nucleotide messenger RNA. Its product is annotated as axoneme-associated protein mst101(2). Gene Ontology annotation, molecular function: structural constituent of chromatin; DNA binding. Bases 180 to 5408 code for a protein of 1742 amino acids. The record is from RefSeq and is a predicted model, not a curated record. Gene Ontology annotation, biological process: chromosome condensation. Gene Ontology annotation, cellular component: extrinsic component of mitochondrial inner membrane. Lineage: Eukaryota; Metazoa; Arthropoda; Insecta; Diptera; Culicidae. The transcript has 7 exons.
CUUUUCACUUUUGGUUCAUUUUCGUCGUCGUCGCCAAGUUUUUCCGUCCGAUCCCAAAAGCCACAGUCUAAUUUCGACCGCUGAGACAGAUAAAUACUAAAUCUCUAGAGCUGCUCCUAGAAUCAAUCUAGCGAAGGUGAAGUCAAAGUAGAGAACAAACUAUCUAAAAACUACACAAAAUGGCGAAAAAGGGGAAACCGAAAAAUGGACCUGCGAAGCCGGAUGCUGUUGAAACUCUCCCACCAGUGGAUGCUGCCAAACCCGUUGAAGAACCAGUUAAACCCACAGAAAACGUAGUAGCACAACCAAAAACCGUCGCACCAUCCGAAACCGAUAAACCCAAACCAGGCUCUCCAAAGCAGAAACAGAAGGCUCCGGCCAAACCUAAAGUGGAAACUAAACCCGCAGAAAACGUAAAACCAAAACCACAAGCACCCAAAGCGCCAGCUCCUGCUCAGAAUGGAGUCAACGCAGGAAGCACCACUGCCGAAGGGACCUCAAGUGAAGCGGAGGGAGCGGAUGCUCAGAAGAAAAAGCGCAACCGCAGACAUCGCAAGAAGAAGCCAAUUGUGGAAGGUCAGAGCGACCAACCCGUCCAACCAGCCCAGGCGGAUUCGAAACCCAAGAAGGAACACAAGAAGAAACGCGCCAAGCGACUGCGUGCGUUGGCACUGGCGGAAGCAGCCGCUAGCGCUCAGAUUGCCGCUGCUGAAGGCGCUAUUGCAAACGCCCCCGGAGAUGGAACGAAACAGGCCGAAAAUGUGGGACAGAUUCAGAAGAAGAUUGAAGUUGCCUCAAAGGUGCUUCAACAGGUCCAGCAGCAGACGCACGAAGAACAGAAGAAGAUUGAUAAUUUGAAGCAGGAACAAUCGCCUAAACAAGCACAGAAGAACAACAAACAGCAGUCGAGAAACAGAAAGGAUUCGGACAAUCAGAAGGUCGCUCAGAAGGAAGCUGAAGCAAAGAAAAUCGCCGGAGAAAAGCAGGAAAUCCAAAACGAAGCUAAACGACUACAGGAGGAGAAAGCCAAGAAGCAACAGGAGCUGCAAAAAUUGUUAGCUGAAAAGGCCCAGAAAGACGAAGAGGCUAAGCGUCUGAUCGAGGAGAAACAACGCAAAGAAGCGGAAGCAGCCAAGCUCAUUGAACAGCAAGCGCGCAUCGAAGCUGUUGAGCAGAAGAUAGAAGAAUUAGACCAGAAGAAAGCAGAACCGGUCGCCAAGCCGCAGCAGCAGCAGCAACAAGCACGAACAAGGAAGGACUCGGAAUCUAAUAAGCAGAAGAAACAACAGCAGCAACGUGAACGAAAGGAAUCAGAAUCCACAAAGCAACCUCGUGAAAGGAAGGAGUCCGAAUCAACGAAGAAAGCCGCCGAAUUGAAGAAAGGGUCGGAGGUAAAAAGCGAACCAGAGAAAAAAGUGAACGGAGACGAAGAGAAGGCUGCGGCUGCUGAAAAGGCUGCCGCUGAGAAAGUUGCAGCAGAAAAAAAGAUUGCUGACGAGAAAGCCGCUGCUGAGAAGGCUGCUGCCUCAAAAAACGCUGCUGCUGAGAAAGCAGCCGCGGAAAAGGCUGCUGUUGAAAAGAAAGCUGCUGAGAAAGCUGCAGCUGAAAAAAAGGCUGCCGCUGAGAAGUCCGCUGCUGAGAAAGCCGCUGCCGAGAAGGCUGCCGCUGCAAAGAAGGCUGCCGCUGAGAAAGCCGCUGCUGAAAAGGCUGCCGCUGAGAAGGCCGCUGCUGAAAAGGCUGCUGCUGAAAAAGCUGCUGCCGAAAGAGCUGCUGCUGAGAAAGCCGCUGCUGAAAAGGCCGCCGCUGAAAAAGCUGCUGCCGUAAAAGCUGCCGCUGAGAAGGCUGCUGCUGAAAAGGUUGCUGCUGCAAAGAAGGCUGCCGCUGAGAAAGCCGCUGCAGAAAAGGUUGCCGCUGAGAAGGCUGCUGCUGAAAAGGUUGCCGCUGAGAAGGCUGCUGCUGAAAAGGCUGCCGCUGAGAAAGCCGCUGCCGAGAAGGCUGCAGCGGCUGCUAAGAGGGUUGCCGCUGAAAAAGCCGCUGCCGAAAAGGCUGCUGCUGAAAAAGCUGCUGCUGAGAAGGCUGCUGCUGAAAAGGCUGCUGCUGAGAAGGCCGCUGCUGAAAAGGCUGCUGCUGAGAAGGCCGCUGCUGAAAAGGCUGCUGCUGAAAAAGCUGCUGCUGAGAAGGCCGCUACUGAAAAAGCUGCUGCUGAGAAGGCUGCUGCUCUAAAAGCUGCCGCUGAAAAAGCUGCUGCUGAUAAGGCUGCCGCAGAAAAAGCCGUUGCACUAAAGGCUGCUGCUGAGAAAGCCGCUGCAGAGAAGGCUGCCGCUGCGAAGGUUGUCGCUGAAAAGGCUGCUGCUGAUAAAGCUGCUGCCGAGAAGGCUACCGCAGAAAAAGCCGCUGUCCUAAAGGCAGCUGCUGAAAAGGCGGCCGCUGAGAAGGCUGCUGCAGAUAAAGCUGCUUCUGAUAAGGUCGCAGCUCAAAAGGCUUCAGAAGAAAAGAAAAUCGCCACCGAAGGAGCUGAAAAAGCUGCUACAGAGAAGACUGCUGCAAAACCGAACCAGAAAGUCAAUAAUAAUAACAACAACAACAACAACAACACAAAAAAGAACAAAAGAACGCCUAAAAAUAGUGUGUCGGAAGACGAAAAAAUUACCGUUCCAAAAAACGUGCAAAGCAGCGAUUUUGUCUCAUCUGCUAAGCUUGAGCCAGUUGUAGCAAAAUCGCUAGAGUCCGCUGCUGUCACCGCUGUUGCCGCCGCUUGUCCAAUUGCUGCAUCGAAACCGGAAGAGAAAAAAACUGCCGCUCCUGAAGUGAAGACCCCAGUGAAACUGGCCCCAAGUGAUCAGAAGAAGACUCCUUCGCCACCAAAGAAUACCGGAGCGCCACCUCAACCAAAAACACCAUCCAAGUCUCCAGAAAAGACACUGCCCAAAGCAACCACACCUAUGUCAGUCAAAAAAGCUCCUUCUCCUCCCAAGUCAGUUCCUUCCCGAAGCUCUCCCAAGCCAAGCACCCCGCCAGCAACUCCCAAGUCAUCGAAAAAACCUGAACUUCCUCCCAAACCUGAAUUUCUGAAAAGGAAAUCACCUUCGGUGGAAAAAGAAAAACUGCCCGCCGCGAAGACGACUAGUCCACCUGCGAAUCUACCGACUCCUUCCGAAGCGGUGGCAACACAGGUACCUUCUGCAACCCCAGUUCCUAGUUCCGCUCCAGUACCUGUAAGCCCAGCUCCUGCAUCUCCCAAUGCCGAUGCAUCAACCCCCGAAUCCAAUGCUGUGGCUGACCGGCUAACAGAAGAAUUGAAUGGAUCUGCAGCGAAGAAACCGGCUGCCAGCAGCACCAAGGCAAAACCCCUUCCAAAAAAGCCCGAAGUUCCUCCUAAGCCCGACGUCCACAACAAGAAUGCAGCGAAAAUGAAGACCCCAAUCAAACAGCCAACCGCUGCCGGAUCGAAAGCCGCGACGUCUGAUUCCAGGUCCCCAGCCAUGGAGCAAAGUAGAUCAGAGGCAUUUAAGAAAAAUAUGGAGAUUAUUUCCACCCUUGCCGACAUCCUUCUUUCCUAUCCUAAGAAAAAGAAAAUUUCAAGCUCCCCAGAUAAUCCUGGUCCAUCCACCUCAUCAACACAAUCAGUCACAGAUACAGUAGACACUAUAAGCCCGAAUCAAUCGCCCGUAGAAGCUUGCCAAACGCAUGAACCAAAACCUAAGAAGCCAAAAUCGAACCUAAAUCUGGAACGCAUUCUAACGAUUCUGCAAAGUACAAACAAUUCUGCUACUGUCCGCAAUGGUGACACCAAAAGUCCCCUCGAUUCUGGUUCUCCGGAUGCGGUCGAAGCGGCAUUAGUGCACUCAUCAUCUGUUUCACCACCUGCAUCAGUGCAGAGUAUGCCAAGUGUAGAUCCACAACUCUCGCCCCAUCAAGCCCUUUUAACCAAAGAUGCAAUCCGUGUUUUGAUGCCUACCUUGCAGGAGGUGAACGUAAAGUUCAACGUUGAAAAGCAACUGGCGGCGCUCAACGCAACCGCAGCUGCCGCCAAGCUGAUGCCGAAGACUUUGCCGCCCGGCACCGAGACAACCGAGGAGGACGAGCUCGAGGAGGACUUUGACGAGGAGGAAGAAUCGAUCGAGUACAAGUUCGCCCCGCGACCGGUUUUUAUCGCUACCAACUGCCAAGUUUGCAAAAACCCCCUGAGGAACAUUGUACAAUGUGAGGAUUGUAGUAUGGUGUCGUACUGUAGUGAAGAGCAUCGACGGUCGGACGUAGCAGAACAUAAAGAUCUCUGCAGUGCCAUCAAGGAAUUCGCAACACGAAGAGGUGGACACAUCUACAAUAUGGCUCACAAGUUAACUAACGAGGAGUAUCGCAAUCUAAGGGUGCACACUCUGAACCAGUGCGAGCAGAUGUUGAAACGCCCUCUCCAGCCAUUCGAACGAGAGAUCCUUCUUUUCCCGCGUACCUGCUGUUCUCCUAGCUGUCGCGAAUGGAGGCAAGAUCUGCUGACCGAAUGCAAAGACUGUCGUCAGAUUUCCUUCUGCACCGAACAUCCGGACCACAUGUUACCCUCGCACAAUAAGUGGUGCCGAUCAUUUUUCCUCUUCCAGAAGCUCAUCCUUCGCCAGAAGAUUCUCGGCCGUAUCGAACCGGUGCUACCAAUUCGGAUUGCCGGAAAGUCGUUCGUCCUGCCGCCAAAUAUCGACGAAGUCAUCAAGUUGCUUUACAAAAAUUCAAAUGCACUCCGUGACGAAUGUGUCUAUGCAACGCUGACACAAAUCGCCACCGCACCCCUAACUGCCCUCUACGGCUACCUCCAGACUGGGCUGAAACCGACGGAGACCUUCACGAUCCAUCUGGUCGGGGCGGAGUUGCAAUUUGAAGGUGAUACCUUGGACAAGUGGGAAGCGUUCUUCCUUCACAUUGUGCCAGAGAUCACCGAGCUGCGCGUAGUUUUCGUGGGACCUGAACUCAACGCCGAGAAUCUUCCGAUCGAUGUUAUCAGCCGAAUCAGAAUGUGCCGAACCUGUCGUCUGAAGUGCCGCGCCGUUAAGUUCGACUUUCAGUGCAAACGAUUCUAUCACGACUAUCAACGGGAUUACUGCUACAAGAAACCGGACCUAAUCUGCAUGUUCAACCCCAUAAUGCACUCAAUGGCCGGGUGCGGUGGAUUUAAUACCUGGCCGAGCACGAUCAGGGUGGCCGCUGCCGCUGGAUGCCCAGUCAUCGUUACCUCCUAUACGGAACGCGAUUGCCCGCUGGACUUGAUUCAGUUUCAGAAAGAAGCCGGACGAAGCCUGGAAAUCGUUUCGCAGCCCCAGCUGAAUCCGUACGGUUCCAUACGACCCGAUCGAAACUUCAUCUCCGACGAAAUUGUGCCGUUGAUUUUCAAAAACUAUUAUUACUUUGUGCUGAAGUGAAACAAUGAAAACUUGCUAGGUAAUAAGUGCUUCUAGUAUUCUAAAACUGCGAAUCCAACGCUAGUGUUCUACUGUACUAACCCGCUAGUCCAAAUAGUCCCAGAAUGUUUCCAUAUUUUUCAAAACUUGAAUAUUAAAGAAAACAUUGUUGCCAUGAUUGUCGUGCAAUAAAUAUGAUUACAUUUUA